AGCCAGCCUUGAUAAAAGUCAGAAGUUAAGAGUCGAAUUAUGGUCGUAUCCCACACAAAAAGUAUAUCAAAUGAAUUAUCGUUUGCCAUUACAAGUUGAAUUGUGUUCGAAUUAUGGUGGAGAGCAGAAGCAUUUGCAGAUCCCUUCCCUUUCUCUUUUGUUUUGCUUCGUCGCUUUACAGGCGUAAGGAUUGGAGAGGCAUAUGUUAUUGAACGGCUCUGUUGCAGCACCUUCUGUUUUUUUUGCAGCAGACAGCGUAAUCGAUAUUGGAAAUCUUCAGCAUGUUCUUUGUUUGUUGUUCGACCAGGCCAACAUUUCAAAAAGUAGCUGUUGCUGCUACAGAGUAGCUAUAGAAAUUGUUUGAGCCAUGUUGAGGGCUGUCGUGAAGAAAAUAUCUGCUACCCCUUUAAUUUCCUUAAUACCCAGAACGAAAAUUAACCCCUAUCAGUUUAGUUCAACAAUAACCAGAAGAACCUCCAAUCCAAUUCGCUUCAAUUCAAUCCAUUCUUCGAUUUUAAAAGGGGCUCGUUUUAUAUCCACGGCUGAAUCUGUAGAGAAGCAGUUGCCAUCGCAAGCUGAUGAUUUGGUUAUUACGGACAGUUGCGUCCAGAGAAUAAAAGAGUUGCAGAAAGGAGAGGGUAUAAAAGGAGAAGCGAUGCUUCGACUGAGUGUGGAGGGUGGUGGUUGUUCUGGAUUUCAGUACAGUUUUAACUUGGAUAAUAAGCAGAAUCCAGAUGAUAGAGUUUUUGAGAAAGAAGGCAUCAAAUUGGUUGUGGAUGAGGUUUCCUAUGGAUUUGUGAAGGGUGCUACGAUAGACUAUGUUGAGGAGCUUAUUCGGUCUUCAUUUAUGGUAACAACAAAUCCUAAUGCGGGCGGUGGGUGUAGCUGUGGAAGUUCAUUCACAGUUAAAUAAGCAUUACCAUAUACGAGAAGGCAAAUGAAAAUAAAUUCUUAUUUUGCAGUCCAACAUGUUAGUCUCAUUUUUUGGUCUUCCUGUAAAAUUCAGUUCAGAUUUUUCUCAAACAAAAACAAAAUAAUAAAUUAUUGUUGUACUAGUUCCCUUGCAAAUUAGCAUAAAAUGAAAAAUUACAAUUGAACACAUAGGAGGCAUAGUCAGAUAUCGUUGUAAUGUUUCCGCUCAUUGAGUAUUUGUAAGCUGUUCUCACCAUAACCCAGUUUGAUUCUUUCUGUUUAGGCUUCAAAGUUCUCAUUAUUUUUUAUUACAUUGACAGAUUGUUGUUUUACCUGUCACAGAUUUUAAGAAUUUUCCUUGUUCUUCCAAUUUGGAAAAAUACAUAAAUUGUCUAAUAUUUUUUCAUCACUUUUGUGCU
Molecule: messenger RNA, 1331 nt
Organism: Cryptomeria japonica (Japanese cedar)
Lineage: Eukaryota; Viridiplantae; Streptophyta; Pinopsida; Cupressales; Cupressaceae
Product: iron-sulfur assembly protein IscA-like 2, mitochondrial
Exons: 4
Coding region: 368-913 (181 amino acids)
Biological process (GO): iron-sulfur cluster assembly
Cellular component (GO): mitochondrion
Molecular function (GO): 2 iron, 2 sulfur cluster binding; iron ion binding; 4 iron, 4 sulfur cluster binding
Source: RefSeq, a predicted model, not a curated record